Molecule: messenger RNA, 1149 nt
Organism: Daphnia carinata
Lineage: Eukaryota; Metazoa; Arthropoda; Branchiopoda; Diplostraca; Daphniidae
Product: sodium-independent sulfate anion transporter-like
Exons: 5
Coding region: 201-683 (160 amino acids)
Biological process (GO): transmembrane transport
Cellular component (GO): membrane
Molecular function (GO): sulfate transmembrane transporter activity
Source: RefSeq, a predicted model, not a curated record
UAGGUGAGAUUCCUAGCGGAUUCUCUCCAUUCAGAGCGCCGCCCUUUUCGUUUGAGGCAGACGGAAAGACAUACUCUUUUGUGGACAUUUGCAAAAAUCUAGGCUCUUCGCUCUACAUUUCUCCACUGGUCACCGUAAUUGAAUCGAUUGCGAUUGCCAAAUCCUUAGCCAAAGGGAGUCGCAUUGAUGUCAGUCAAGAGAUGAUCGCCAUCGGUACUAGCAACAUUUUAGGAUCGUUUGCGUCAUCGUUUCCAGUGACAUGCGCAUUUUCACGCACGGUCGUUAAUGCCGCCAGAGGCGUCCGCACGCCUUUCGGCGGACUCUACACUGGUGCUCUUGUUCUUCUGGCCAUUACGGUUUUGACGCCUUAUUUUUUCUACAUUCCAAAAAGCUGCUUGGCAGCCGUCAUCAUUUCCGCUGUUAUUUUCAUGGUGGAAGUCAGCUUAGUCAAGAUGGUUUGGAAAUCAAAAACAAUUGAUUUAGUGCCUUUUGGCUUUACGUUCGUCUUUUGCGUCUUUGUCGGUCUGUCGCAAGGCAUUUUGAUUGGCACGGCUAUCAAUCUUGGCAUGCUCUUAUACAGCACGGCUCGUCCACGGAUUAAAAUCCAUAAAAUCAAGAACCCAAUGACCGAGUAUAUUCUUAUCAUACCGCAUCGCAGUUUAGUGUUCACUGCCAUGGAAUAGUUCAUGUACAGCGUACGAAAAGCUUUGGCUAAGGCUUGGCUUGAGAUUGGGGCUGGGGAUGAGAAUAUGGAUGAGAAGGAGGAGAUUGAAGCUAUGUAUGAGGCUUGGAUUGAGAUUGUGGUUAAGCCUAGAUGCGAGCAAAUAAGACUAACUAACGAUACUAAUUUGCCUAAGACUACAGCAACGGUUGUUUCAGAGACACAUCUCAAUCCUGGACCGUCCCAACUAGUUGCUAAACGCAAGCGGGAGGAAGAUGCUCCAGCGACCCUUCCUGACGGGAAACGUUCAAGAAAAUGAAGUUCCCCUUUGAUUACCCUAAAUUAGUAAAAGCGUGUAUUGGCAAAAUUGUGUGAAUGUGUGUGUGCAAAUGAGUGUAUCAUUGGUAUGAAUAAUCUUUUCAAAAUUCUUGUUGUGAAUGUUGUUUGUGUUUGAAUGUUGUUUGUAUAUAUCACAGUUUGGUUCUAGU